AUGUCGACACUAAAAUGUAAAGGUUCAUUCGAGUUUACCAUUUUCGAGGCGACGAAGCUCGUUGGAGAUGUGUACAGUCCGCCGUUCGCCACUUCAAAUGAAAUGUUUUGGCAAUUAGUGUUCAAUCCGUCUACUCCUGAUCACCCACAAUUUUGUUCACUUGGUCUCCGAGCAAUCCCGAAUCCCGAAGAAGAAAACACAACAGGAAUAUGGAAAAAUCGUGAUAUGUAUUUCGCCACAAUUUUUCUAAAAGAUCCGAAAACUCAAAAGAAAAUUGAUAUUGGACGAGCAGAGUUGAAUGGAUUUUCAGCUACAAGGCGUGGCUUUGGCUGGAAAGAUUUUUGUCAUAAUUCAGAGCUUCCCGCACACGGUGAACUGGUUUUCGGUGUAGAAUUUGAGAACGCAGACAUAGGACUUGUAGCACAUUCUGUCACUCUGCCCGGUCGGUCGCUACCCAAAGAUCUCGUCGAUGCUUGGGGCGACCAGCUGAAUAACCCAGAUACCGCAGAUGCACAAUUCAACGUAAACGGACGAACAAUCUACGCGAAUAGCGGAAUACUCUGUCGUCGUUCCGACUAUUUUAAUACAAUGUUUAAUGGAGCUUGGUCUGAAACUAAAGCCAAAAAGACGCCGAAUCGGCAAAUGUUUACACGACAUGUAAGAGAUAUGAGUGAAUUUUCGUUGGGGAAUGUUUCGAUUGAGAAAACAACAGGUUCUGUUGCUGCUA
Molecule: messenger RNA, 727 nt
Organism: Ambispora gerdemannii
Lineage: Eukaryota; Fungi; Glomeromycota; Glomeromycetes; Archaeosporales; Ambisporaceae
Source: the annotation of a GenBank genome assembly